Messenger RNA from Cololabis saira (Pacific saury), 6784 nucleotides. It is a transcript of the gene col14a1a, whose product is annotated as collagen, type XIV, alpha 1a. Gene Ontology annotation, molecular function: protein binding. The transcript has 48 exons. Gene Ontology annotation, cellular component: interstitial matrix. The coding region runs from base 388 to 5742 and encodes 1784 amino acids. The record is from RefSeq and is a predicted model, not a curated record. Lineage: Eukaryota; Metazoa; Chordata; Actinopteri; Beloniformes; Belonidae.
UAACUGCUGCCCGACCGACAGGCCCCGGGGGUCCGACACCGCUGUGAAGCUGCAGACACUAGAGGAGGGUUUGGUUUUCAGCGCAGCGCCGCCGCUGCGUCUCCUGUCCUCUCUGAGAUGCGCCCGGGCGAAAGGAGGGGAGGAAUAGCCGGAGGGAGGGAUGGCUGAAUAACGAGGAGAGUAAACACCCACUCCGGAGUGACCGAAGAGUCUCCGGAAAGAAGGAGUGAGAGAAAGAGUGGGAGAAGAGGAGUGAAGAGGAACAGGAGCGCUCUGGAAGGACAGCAGGCAUAUUUGGUUCAGGAGAUUUCUGAUGAGGAUUUUUUUUUUUAAACCCAAAACGCUUGGAAUCGAUGACUGUAGAGAUUUAGACAGCCACUUCUCAGGAUGUUAUCAACGGGCCAGGGUUGGAGGUGUUUGUGGGCUCCACUGGUGUUACUGGCCCUCAUUUCUUAUUAUCCCAGUAACGCUCAGAGUCAUGUUCCAGCUCCGAAGAGACUGCGUUUCAAAGUGCUGAGUUCAAGUAAACUCCACGUUUCAUGGAGGGAGCCCAAAGGAGAUGUCGACAGCUACCUGUUUAUCUACAAUAGUAUACCAGGUGGUCAGCAGAGGGAGAUCAUACUGCCUAAAACCAACACUACGGUAUUGAUAACAGACUACAGUCCUUCUAAAGACUAUACUUUUGGUGUCAUGGCUGUAAGUGGCAGGAAACGGAGCCGCCCUCUUCAGGGGAGGUUUAAAGCUCAUGCAGGUGAAAGGGGUGAGAGUGAUGGAAGAGAAAAGAUGGAGACCCAAAGGCAGAGUGAUUUAGUCGUGUCUCCUGAAGAUGCCAAUGAGAUCAUUGCAGCUGACCAGUUUGUGUGCCACACCGGAGCCAUGGCAGAUAUUGUGAUCCUGGUAGACGGCUCGUGGAGCAUCGGCCGGGUCAACUUCAGACUGGUCCGCAUGUUUUUGGAAAACCUGGUCAAUGCCUUUGAUGUUGGCAUCGAUAAGACAAGAAUAGGUCUGGCACAGUACAGUGGGGAUCCAAGGAUAGAGUGGAAUCUGAAUAGUUUUUCUAAUAAGGAUGCAGUUAUUGAUGCUGUUAAGAAUCUGCCUUACAAAGGAGGAAACACUCUCACAGGCCUCGCCUUGACGUUUAUCUUAGAGAAUAGUUUCAAGGCUGAGUCUGGCUCUAGGAUUGGUGUACCAAAGAUUGGGAUCCUCAUCACAGAUGGAAAGUCCCAGGAUGAUGUUAUACCACCAGCAGAUAGACUACGAAAGGCUGGUGUUGAGCUGUUUGCCAUCGGUGUAAAGAAUGCUGAUGAGAAUGAACUGCGCUCCAUUGCUUCACAGCCGGAUGACACUCAUGUCUUCAAUGUGGCUGACUUCAGCAUUAUGAGCUCCAUAUUGGAGGGACUGACGAGAACAGUCUGUGAACAAGUGGAGCAGCAAGACAAAGACAUCAAGCAGGAUUUUAUACCAGAAAAAACGGGAAUGCCGCUUAACUUGGUGACAUCAGAGGUUGCAGCCAAGAGCUUUCGGGUCUCAUGGAGACCAGCUCCCGGAAAUGUAGAGAAGUACCGAGUGGUUUAUUAUCCUGUUCAGGGAGGGGAACCGCAGGAGGCUGUAGUGGUUGCCAGUGAGACUUCGGUGGUGUUACAAUAUCUUAGGCCUCUCACUGAGUACCAGCUUGCUGUGUUUGCCGAGUACGCAAACGAUGCAAGUGAAGCUCUCAGAGGAUCAGAGACAACCUUGGCUCUCCCUGCAGUAACCAGCCUCCAGCUGUUUGAUGUGACGCACAGCGCUAUGAAAGCUAGAUGGGACAGCGUGGAUGGAGUCUCGGGGUACAUGCUGCUGUAUGCCCCAAUUACAGAGCUGGAAGACUUGGAUCAAAAGGAGAUCAAGGUUUCUGAUGCAGUAACGGAGCUGGAGCUGAGUGGGUUACUCCCUGAUACUGAAUACUCCGUCACUGUUUAUGCCACGUAUGACGGGGAAGCCAGUGACCCUGUUACAAAUCAAGCUACAACAUUACCACUGAAUCCUCCCAGGAACCUCCAGUUUUCUGACAUCACUCACAACUCUGCUCACCUCAGCUGGGAUUCAGCAUCCGGUGGAGUGAGAGGGUACCGCAUCAUGUGGGUUAAGACCGAUGAACUAAUUACAAACGAGGUGGAUGUGGGCCCAGUGACUUCUUAUGAUCUCAGUGAGCUCACGUCUCUCGUGGAGUACUCGGUGGCCAUCUUUGCUCUGUACGACGAGGGCCGGUCAGAGGCUCUCACCGACGGCUUUACUACAACUCCAGUGCCCGGUCCGCUCAAUCUGCGCUCCUCUGACGUCAGCACGAACAGCUUUCAGGUCAGCUGGGAUCACUCAGCCAAUGACAUUGUCCUCUACAGACUGUCCUGGGCUCCGUUCACAGGCGGUGACACAAAAGAGGUGAUUUUGAGUGGAAGUGACGAUGGAUACGUCCUGACUGGUCUCAGACCCUCGACUGAGUAUGAGGUCAUGUUGACGGCCAUGUUCAGAGACGAAUCUGAGAGUGACGCUGUUUCUGUCAUAGAGACCACAUCGGCAAAGACAACAACUGCUCCCACAACCCAAGUUCUACGCCAGGCUGUGAAAAACCUUUAUGUGAGUGAUGAGACCACCCAGAGCCUAGAUGCAGUGUGGGAGCUGGAAGAUCCCGGCGUGGCGAGUUUUAGGGUCUCCUACGCCAGUAUCAGCAGUGAUCAUGAGGAGGAGUCUGUGUCGGUUGGUGGUGAUCAGAGAAGAGCAGUGCUCCAGCCUCUACUAGCAGACACCGAGUAUAAAGUGACGGUCACACCACUGUACGGAGAUGGAGGAGACGGCAUCAGUGCCUCUGCUGUGGGCUCCACAUUGCCGCUUUUGCCUCCUGAAAAUGUCCGCGUGUCUGAGGAGUGGUACAACCGCUUCCGUGUCACCUGGGAUCCCCCUGAGUCUCCUACAAUAAGUUACAAGAUUGUUUACCAGCCCAUCUACGUUCAAGGUCCAGUCUUGGAGACCACGGUCGGUGAAGAUGGAAACUCUAUGCUCCUCCUAAAUCUGCUUAGUGGUACAGAGUACAACGUCCAGGUGAUGGCUUCCUACCCUGCAGGACAAAGUGAACCUGUUCUAGUUAAUGGGAAGACAUUGUUCCUCGGUGUCUCUGGCUUGUCAACCUACCAGGUGCGUCCUGACAGCAUGUGUGUUCAGUGGCAGCCUCUACUACGUGCCACCUCAUACAGAGUCUCUAUACAGUCUACACUUAAUGGCCAGAGCCAAGAGGUGAACCAGGGAGGCAGAGCUUCACGGCACUGUUUCUAUGACCUUACUCCCAGUAGCCAAUACCAAAUCAGUAUUUAUACACAAAUCCCAGAACUGGAAGGACCUUCAGUCUCCAUAACUGACAUGACUUUGCCUGCGCCCACUCAGGCUCCCACUGAGCCACCCACCACAGAGCCCCCUCCAACCAUCCCACCAGCUAAAGAAGUAUGCAAGGAGGCCAAGGCUGACCUGGUGUUCCUGAUUGAUGGGUCCUGGUCCAUUGGAGAUGACAACUUCAUGAAGAUCACUCGUUUUCUUUACAGCACCAUGGGAUCAUUGGAUCUGAUUGGACCAGAUGGCACACAGGUGGCCAUUGCUCAGUUCAGCGAUGAUGCACGGACAGAAUUCCAGCUGAGUUCCCAUGGCGACAAAGAAGCGCUGCUGGAAGCUAUUCAGAAGAUCAGAUACAAGGGAGGAAACACCAAGACAGGUCGAGCCAUCAAACAUGUGAAAGAAUCUAUUUUUACCCCUGAGGCUGGAGCCAGAAGGGGUGUUCCUAAAGUCCUUGUUGUUCUGACUGACGGACGUUCGCAAGAUGAUGUCAACAAAGUGUCAAAGGAGAUGCAAAUGGAGGGUUAUAUAAUCUUCGCAAUUGGCUUUGCUGAUGCAGACUACGGAGAGUUGGUGAACAUCGCCAGUAAACCCAGUGAUAGACACGUCUUUUUCGUUGACGAUCUGGACGCUGUGAAGAAAAUCGAAGAGCAACUCAUUACGUUUGUCUGUGAGGCUGCGACUGCAACCUGUCCAGCUGUUUUGAUGAACGGUAAUACACUGGCAGGUUUCAAAAUGAUGGAGAUGUUUGGCCUGGUAGAGAAGGAGUACGGCACCAUACCUGGAGUUUCUCUGGAGCCUGGUUCGUUCAACAGCUACCCCUGCUACAGGCUGCACCGGGACUCCCUGGUGUUACAGCCUACCAAAUACCUUCAUCCUGAAGGUCUCCCCUCAGACUACACCAUUUCCAUGAUGCUUCGCUUACUUCCUGAGACGCCGCAGGAACCCUUUGCAUUGUGGGAAAUCCUAAACAAGGACAAUGAGCCACUGGUGGGACUAAUCCUCGACAACUCUGGAAAGACGCUGACGUUCUUCAACUAUGACUACAAAGGAGACUUCCAGACUGUUACCUUUGAAGGGCUAGAAAUCAAAAAGAUAUUUCAUGGCAGCUUCCACAAGCUCCAUGUAACCAUCAGCAAGACAUCUGUGAAGGUGAUGUUGGACUGUUCUGUAGUGGGAGACAAAUCAAUCAGUGCAUCUGGGAACAUCACCACAGAUGGAGUGGAGAUACUUGGAAGGAUGGUUCGGUCCAGAGGCAGACGAGACAGUUCUGCUCCAUUCCAGCUCCAGAUGUUUGACAUCAUCUGUAGCACAUCCUGGGCCAGUAGAGAUAAGUGUUGUGAGCUUCCAGCAUUGAGAGUUGACGAGCAGUGUCCUCCAUUGCCUCAUGCCUGUUCCUGCUCCCAGGAAAGCAAAGGACCUCCAGGACCCUCUGGACCCCCUGGUGGUCCAGGCAUAAGAGGAGCCAGAGGGGACAGAGGAGAGCCAGGAGUGACGGGUCCUCAAGGGGCUACAGGAGAAGCUGGCCCUCCUGGCCCUCCAGGGCCUUCAGGCCCUCAGGGACCCGACGGUCUGUCUAUUCAGGGACCCCCGGGAGCUCGUGGGGAGAAGGGAGAGAAAGGAGAGAUUGGACCAGCUGGACUAACGGGUGUUCCUGGAAGUCCUGGCUCAACUGGUAGAGAUGGCCCUCCAGGACCGAGGGGUCUGCCAGGUAAUAAUGGGCCACAAGGACGACAAGGACCCGCUGGACCUGUUGGAGUCCCUGGUGCUCCAGGAGCUCCAGGACCAGGUGGACCAGCAGGGUCUCACGGGGAUCAAGGACAUGCAGGUCCUGCUGGGACCAAAGGCGAAAAGGGGGAAAGAGGGGAUGUGCAGUCCCAAGCUGCAGUUAGAGCUAUUGCACGACAAGUGUGUGAACAGCUCAUCCAGAGCCACUUGUCCCGCUAUAAUUCCAUCUUGAACCAAAUCCCUGUUCAGUCAUCGACGUCGGUCCGAACAGUCCCCGGACCACCUGGAGAGCCCGGCAGGAAAGGGCCGCCAGGUCCUCUGGGAGAGCAAGGCCCACCUGGCAGGCCAGGUUUCCCUGGUACUAAUGGCCAGGGUGGCCAACCGGGUCAGAGGGGUCUCCCAGGAGAGAAGGGAGAAAGGGGGAGUCCAGGCGUUGGGAAUCAGGGACCUCGAGGACCGCCCGGCCCUCCAGGCCUACCGGGUGAAGGACGAACUGGCAGCCAGGGUUCACCUGGUCGUCCUGGUAACCCAGGGACAGCAGGUAGGCCAGGAAAUCGUGGAGCCACGGGAGCAGCUGGCCCACCAGGUUACUGUGACCAGAACUCCUGUUUGGGAUACAACGUUGGAGUUCAACAGGGCUAUGGGAAUGAUUACUGAGGAGCAAUCUCCAGACAUCUUCCUCUCCCUCUCCUCUCAAGCUCACCUCCCUCAGUCGCCCAUUAAAAAAAAAAGAAAGAAAGAAAAGAGAAAUCCAAUCAUUCCUGCAAGGCUGCCACGUCCUGGGAUGGAUGAGCAAUCGCAGCAUUCCUCAACUUCUAAACCUUGCAGCAGCAGAUUGUUAAUUUCAGUUCUGUGUUGUUUUUAAAUUGACGUGCCCUAAAUGGUUUGUUCCAAAUUAUUUUCUACAUUUUUUAAGAAGCAAUUCUUAACAAUGAUUUUUGAUUUUGAAAAACAAUGCCCAUCAUAUUUAUCAGCCUUUACACAUGCAAAACCAUAUAAUUCCUGACUGAUAAUACCAACUGGAUUUCUGUUGGCUCUCAGCUGAAUUUCUUGAUAGAAACAGGUUGAUAAAGAUGCCUGUUAUGUCUCAAGGACAAAAAUGGAUUAGCUAACUGUCCCAGAGGUCCCAAAAAAAUCCCCUGCAAUGUUGCCGUGACGAUCGCCACCACUGAUUGCAUCGUAUUUUUUCAACAAUUACUCAUGUACUCUGCUCUGCUACAGCAGCCUCCACUCCCCCUGCUUCCAGCUCAAAUCCCUUUACAAGACUUUGAUGCCAGCUGGCUGCUUUCAUAACAAGAGAACAGCUACCUGUUUCCCCCCCAAGAAACAAAAUGCAUCUUAAAGAACAGGAUCCACAUGUGCAGAAAGACUAACCCGAAUGUGCGGUUACCUUUUUCCUUGUUUUCAAAAAAAAUAUCACAUCUUAGCAGUACAGUGUAGAAAUUACAUUUUUAUUCACCCGUGACUUUGACUUGAGUCCCAUUUCCAGUUAUGUAAUCUCAGAUAACUUUCUUCAGAAAUAAGGAAAUUAGGUAUUAAAUCAGAAAAAUCUUUAAAACUGCUGCAAAGCAUCCUCUCAGCCUGCAUGUCUCACAUUCCAGGUGCGUCUCUUCUCAGUUGCCCCUUCAGCUUGUUUUAACAGCACACUCCCUGAAUGUUUCUUUAAUGUGAUGGUGGCAUCUAACACGGUUGCAGUUCC